AUGACUCUUGGAAGGAUGACUGGUGUUGAUGAAGACAUUCCAAACAAUGAAGAUUCAACUUCUACUCGACGAAAAAUCCCCAAAUGGACAACUAAGCAAAAUUUGAGUGACUCGCUGUUCAUGAUCAACCACGCUAUAGUAGUCAGUGCUCGUCCCAUGGGAGGGAUGCGUCUAAAAAGAAAGUUAAAAAAAGGUAAGGGUGAUGCAUGCUUGGAAGUCGUUAAUGAAGAGUGGAAUGAUUUCAAGCAAUUGAAAGAGAAAGAGUUAGAAAACUUGGAAAAAAAUUGCCAAGAGACAGAAGAGGCAAACAAAUUGAAGAAGAUGGAGAUGGUUAUGAAGCUAUCUGAGAAUGAGCAUCUCAAUGAUUGGAGCAAAAAGCUAUUAGAGAAGUUGAACCACGAACUAUUUGGAAAUUAG
This is a messenger RNA of Arabidopsis thaliana (thale cress), 417 nucleotides long. RefSeq lists its product as uncharacterized. The record is from RefSeq and is marked reviewed. The transcript is spliced from 3 exons. The coding region runs from base 1 to 417 and encodes 138 amino acids. Lineage: Eukaryota; Viridiplantae; Streptophyta; Magnoliopsida; Brassicales; Brassicaceae.